Molecule: messenger RNA, 1380 nt
Organism: Penaeus monodon (black tiger shrimp)
Lineage: Eukaryota; Metazoa; Arthropoda; Malacostraca; Decapoda; Penaeidae
Product: tigger transposable element-derived protein 4-like
Exons: 4
Coding region: 1-1380 (459 amino acids)
Cellular component (GO): nucleus
Molecular function (GO): DNA binding
Source: RefSeq, a predicted model, not a curated record
AUGUCGGCUGUCAAACGGAAAUUAAACAAUACAAAACUGAUUAAGAAAUGUCAGAUCAUUCGAGAAGUUGAGAAGGGAAUGACCAACAAGGAGGCCUCAGAGAAAUAUGGUGUGCCAAAAAAUACCAUCUCCACCUGGAUGAAAAACAAAGAGAAGCUGCUUCAAGGGUUGGAGCAAAGUUCUUCAGAGGCCAAGAAAAUGCGAGGGCAUUACAAUUCGCUAAAAGCUUUGAUUUCCUUUAAAGCAUCAGAUGGUUGGCUGGACAAGUGGAGAAAAAGGCACAAUAUUUCGUUGAAAACCAUUGGUGGCGAACCUAAGUCCGUUGCUCCACAUAUGUCCAGUUCUUGGAAUGAAACAACUUUACCAACAAUUCUGUCAAACUAUAAGCUGGAAGAUAUUUUCAAUGCUGACGAGUUCGGUCUUUUCUACCAAUGUCUCCCAGAUAAAACUUAUCACUUCAAAGGAGAAAAGUGUUCCGAGGGGAAGAAAAGCAAAGUCAGGUUUACCGGAAUGGCUGCAGCAAGUGCGAAAGGAGAACAAUUGCCUAUGUUCGCGAUCGGAAACGAAAUCUUCGAAGAGUGGUUACGUAAAGUCGACCGAAAAUUCCGGGUAGAUGGUCGAAAAAUUGCUCUCAUUAUCGACAACUGCCGUGCUCAUCCAACGUUGUCCAAUUUGACCAACGUGCAGCUUGUCUUUCUGCCACCAAAUACGACGUCUAUCUUGCAACCAAUGGACCAAGGUGUCAUUCGCAGCCUCAAAGCGUAUUAUCGCGGAAAGGUUGUACGUAUGAUUUCCAGAGCUCUCGAAGAAAAAAAGUCCUGUCCAAAGAUAUCAAUUCUGCAAGGAAUGAAGUUACUGGCAGAUUCUUGGGAACUCGCAUCCAAAGAAACCAUUGUAAACUGUUUUAGGAAGGCUGGUAUCACCCCUGAUGGUCAACAGGCUGCCAUUGAUGAUUCUGAUGACCCGUUUAAAGAUCUUCAAGAAAGCUUGAAUAACUUGAGGAAAGCAGAUUCAUCAAUGGUGCCGAAUGAUGUCACCGCCACUGCUUUAGCUAGCUUGGACGACGACGUCAUUGCAACAGCCCCUGAGAUGAAUGAAGAUGAUAUCGUGAGCAGGCUGAAGAACCAAGAAAACGAAGAGGAAGAGAGUGGUGAUGAAGAGAUCCAAGGUGGAGAGAUGUUUGACCCUGUGGCGGAAAAGCCUUCGAGAUCUGCGCUUGAAUCAGCUUUAGAAAUUUUGAAAGAUGCUGCCAUGUUCAGUGACAAAAGCGGACAAAUAAAAAGAGUGAUUUUUGAUUUUGAACGGCUUUAUGAAAGUGAUCGAGCGGAAUCUCUUAAGCAAAAAGACAUUACACAUUUUUUAAAUCCUGUAUCGAAUUAG